AUCAUGUUGCGAAAUAUUAGUAAAGUUGUAUCGCAAAAAGCGAAAUUCGGCACAGCUGCUGCACCGGCACCUCAUAACAACCCAGAAAUUCUCUACACCGGACUCUUCAUCAACAAUGAGUGGGUGAAGUCAUCAGACGGGAAGACCUUCCAGACGGUAAAUCCGGCCAAUGGCAAGGUCAUUGCGGACAUCCAGCAGGCGGGCCAGGCUGAUGUGGAGCAGGCAGUGCAGGCCGCUAAUGAGGCUUUCAAGCUCGGGUCUCCAUGGCGGAGAAUGGACGCCUCCCAGCGCGGGUUGCUGAUCAACAAGCUCGCUAGUUUGGUGGAGCGCGACUCCACUUACCUCGCUAGUUUGGAAACGCUCGACAACGGCAAACCGUACCAAGCGAGCUACUUCCACGAUCUGGCGGCGGUGGUCAAGAGCCUGCGGUACUACGCCGGCUGGGCCGACAAGAACCACGGGUACACUCUGCCCGCCGAUGGAAACUACUUCGCGUACACCCGUCCCGAACCUGUCGGAGUAUGCGGUCAGAUCAUCCCGUGGAACUUCCCCCUACUGAUGGCGGCGUGGAAGCUCGGCCCGGCGCUGGCGGCCGGCUGCUCGCUCGUGCUCAAGCCCGCUGAGCAAACCCCGCUGACGGCGCUGUACAUCGCACAACUCGUCAAGGAAGCCGGAUUCCCCGCUGGCGUGGUGAACGUACUGCCGGGCUUUGGAGACGUCGGUGCCGCUAUCGUCGCGCAUCCAAAGAUCGACAAAAUAGCCUUCACUGGAUCAACGGAGGUCGGCAAAAAGAUCCAGCGCGGCGCGGCGGAGUCGAUGAAGCGCAUCACGCUGGAGCUGGGCGGCAAGUCGCCCAACAUCAUCUUCGCGGACGCGCACGUCGCCGCCGCCGUGGAGCAGGCGCACCACGCGCUCUUCUACAACAUGGGCCAGUGCUGCACCGCCGGUUCCCGUACUUUUGUGGAAGACAAGAUCUACGAUCAGUUCGUGGAGCUGGCGGCGAAGCGCGCCGCCAAGCGCAAGGUCGGCGACCCCUUCCAUCACGAGACCGACCACGGACCGCAGAUCGACGGCGAGCAACAGAACAAGAUCCUGGGCCUCAUAGAGACGGGCAAACAGCAGGGAGCCAAGCUCGAGACGGGCGGCUCCCGCGCCGGGGACGUUGGGUACUUCGUGCAGCCCACCGUCUUCAGCAACGUACAGGACCACAUGGACAUCGCUAAGACUGAGAUCUUCGGGCCCGUCCAGCAAGUGCUGCGCUUCUCAGAUGUUGACGAGGUGAUAGAACGCGCAAACAACACGGAGUACGGGCUCGCCGCCGCCGUUUACACCAAGGACCUCGACCGCGCCAACUAUGUUGUACAGAGCCUCCGCGCCGGCACGGUGUGGGUGAACGACUACAACGUGUUCUGCAACCAGGUGCCGUUCGGCGGCUUCAAGCAGUCCGGCCUCGGCCGCGAGAACGGCCCCUACGGCAUCCGGAACUACGUCGAGAACAAGUCCGUGCUUGUCAAGCUCACCGCUAAGUACUCGUAG
Cydia amplana is the source of this 1536-nucleotide messenger RNA. RefSeq names its product aldehyde dehydrogenase, mitochondrial (gene Aldh). The record is from RefSeq and is a predicted model, not a curated record. Gene Ontology annotation, molecular function: aldehyde dehydrogenase (NAD+) activity. NCBI's taxonomy places the organism in Eukaryota, Metazoa, Arthropoda, Insecta, Lepidoptera, Tortricidae. Bases 4 to 1536 code for a protein of 510 amino acids. The transcript has 11 exons.